AUGUCGACAGCAUCUACUCAGUCCCGAGGAGUCAACCGACGGAUCAACAGUAUCCAGAAUGAAGGUCGCCAUUCGCGCAACUCCUCGGUCUCGCGCCGCCGCCCUCUCAGCGCCAACGUCGCUAGCAGCCACGCUCUCCGUGUAGCCUACCUGGCCUAUCUCCUCAGCCCUCGUUCGCGUCGCAUCCAAAAUGCCCCAGUCGCCCCCGCACGCCCAAAGCGGUCGUCCACCUCGAUCCACGAUUUGAUGAGCGACUUCUCCCUAAUCAGGGAUUCGAAAAGCACAAGGAUUCCCCAUGGAUUUGUUGGCGAGCUCGAAAAGCGCUUGACGGGGGUCUUGAUGGGCAAGGAGAAGAGGAAGGAAUAUCAGGACCCUCUGGUGGUGCGCACUUUCGCUGCCUUCCUCAAUGCGCUGAAAGAAGAUUCAUUCAAAAAGCGCAUGGAGAAAGAUCGUCGCGCCGAAGAUCUCGUCCUCAUCUUCUAUUCCAACGCCAUCAAGGAACUGAGCAAGGGCAAGGAACAUGACGAUGAUAGCUGGAAGCUCAUGGUGGACCGACACGUUGCCCUCUUCGUGCGCCUUCUGGCGCUCACUCUCAAGGGCCACGGCCACGACUGGGCCAAGGACCGCCCGGAGCUGGCGAAUCGACUGUCUGUGCUGGAGAAUAAGCUUCUACUGCAGGAUCAGGAUCUAAUGGAAGGUAAUGGCCCAGCAACAACGGAGGUCGUGGCCCAGCUGAGUUACGAUGUCAAGGAUAUGCCGCUGGUGCAGCAUGUAGCCAAGAUCUUUGGUAUGACAUCAAGCCAAGCCCAAUCGGAAAUCGAUAAGCAUAAGUCGACGUGGAGCGAAAAGGCAGCAUUGCAAGAUCUCAAGACCUAUCAAACACAUCUCAACCUUCAGACUCACAAAACGUUAUCGAGGGAUGACUUUGAGACGGACGAAGCUUUUGAAUCAUGGAAGAAAAGCGAAGGACCCGAUCUCUCUCAGAUGAUGCUCGCCAUUGUUCAAUCGAACCCCGAGCUAGCAAAGAGUACACCUGGGGCACUUCCUGGAAUCAAUCCAGCUUCUGAAGAUGACUUAUUGAGGACAUCCUCUGGUCGUUCGGCUCGGAUGUCUCAUGCCUUCGAUCAACCCGUCGACUUAUCUGCACUCUCAUUAGAGAUAUAUCGGCACAUCCUCUCCCAGACUCUGAGCCACGACCUACGGGAUCGAGAAUUAGAGGCUAGCCAGGCCUCCUCCGAUGCACCGUCGAUGAAGUUGCUGUCAAAGCAGUCUACAGAGCUGCUUAAUGAAAUAUGUCUCCGCUGGCGGAUCCCUAAUUUCUCCCGCAUCGUUUUAUUCAUCGACGUCAUCCAAUCCAAGUUCGUUGACAAUGAAAUCGAUCUCAACACCCUGGACUCAGCCUUCACUUUUGUAAAAGAGUCACCGGCUAGCGAGCCUCGAUCGAAGCGCAGCAGCAUGGCGGUUUCCUCUGUCUUUGACCGCCAAAAAUGGACCAUUCAUGAUCUCCAAGCGAUGCAGGUGUCACUUUCCAAGCUUCAUGAAGCCAUGCUACGCGAACUCUACGACGUGAUGAUGGACUGCUUUGAGGCUAAACCACGUCCUCUUGGACCUGUGAUGUACAUUCUUGAGAAUCAUAUCCAGGAGGAUCCAAGUUAUACAGAAGACCCGGAGGAUCUCGAUCGAUUCUCCUCGUAUGUGCAAGAAGGGCUCGCUCAGAAGGCGACGGAGAAGUACCAAAGUUUCCUUGGCCAGUUAGUGCCAGUCGACGGAGACACUUGGGGGUUCGACAAUGUCAUUGAACUUGGAGACGCACUCACAAAGCUCGCAACCAAGAUCCAGAAGCGGUACAGGAAUAAUCCUGAGAUCAUGGGUGUCAACCCAUACACAACGCUCUGCACCAAUGUCCUACAUCUCUUUGCUGAAGAUGCGCAUGAAAUGAUCAUCCGAAUUAUUGAACGCUCCAAAUCCAGAGGGGAAGAAAUCGACAUUGAUGAAGGCAUGGAUUUGUACAAGCAGCUCGCGACGGUUCGCCGUUUAUUUCAUAAUACUAUCGAGGGAACUGAAUUUCCUUUCCACGUUGAAACUUUGUUGGAAGAAUUUGUUUGGAGGUGGCUUCGUUUAACGGAUCAGAGCGUCAUGGAAUGGGUCAACCAGGCCAUCAAAAAGGAUGCCUUUGGUAUUGGCGGGGAAGACCCGGCUAAUUUGCCAUCCGACGAUAAUCGACACAGUGUCUCGGUAAUCGAUAUAUUCCGGUCAUUCAACGAAAUCGUGGAGAACUUGGUGCAUAUGGAGUGGGAUGACGACCUUCAGUAUGCGAAAUUCAUGACUGCCCUCUCCAACUCAAUUGGCAAGGGCGUGGCAAAGUACUGCGAAUCUUUGGAGCAAAUGUUUGCCCGGGAGCUGGAUCGUCUCACGCCGGAACAGGAGGCGGCGUUGAAUCAGACCACUCAGGAGAAGCUCAUGCAGUUCGCCAAGGACACAUGGACUAACAAAGACAAGAUCGAGCCGUUCCAAUUCUCCUCCGAGUCACUGGUCAAGUUGAACAACAUCGAGUAUGCGCUCACCCAACUGGAUAGGCUUGAGCGUGAAAUCAAUGUCGAUGGAUGUGCGGACGUCAUCGCAAAGAACACCCCUCCGCAGCUGAAGAAGGUGCGCAAAUCUACGACCUACGUUUUCACCAUCAAGGUAGUAGAAGCCGAGGACCUGAAAGCAUGCGACAUGAACGGUGGAAGUGACCCAUACGUGGUCUUGGCGGAUGAAUAUCAAAAACGAAUUGCAAAGACUCGCAUCAUCUAUAACAACCUCAACCCCCGUUGGGAAGACGCAGUGGACAUUACAACGCAAGGUCCUCUAAAUAUCAUUGCCACAAUCUGGGAUUGGGACGCGGUCGGUGACCAUGACUAUGUUGGUCGAACAUCAAUCAAGCUUGACCCGGUCCACUUCAGCGACUUCUUGCCAAGGGAAUACUGGCUUGAUCUUGACACUCAAGGGCGUUUGUUGCUGCGUGUCAGCAUGGAGGGUGAGCGCGACGACAUACAGUUCUACUUCGGCAAAGCUUUCCGCACAUUGAAGCGUACGGAAAGGGAUAUGACGCGCCGGAUCACUGAAAAGCUUUCUGCCUACAUCAGUCACUGUCUGUCACGUCGUACAUUGAAGUCUCUGUUAUCUCGAGGCAUCACCAUGUCAACCGUCUCCAAUUUCUUGAACCGAAACCGAGCACAGCAAGCCCCAGCCGGCCCAACACCAGCAGAUGUUGAAAAUGCACUUGAUCCUCUAUUCAAUUACUUCAACGACAAUUUCGCCAUCAUGAACAAGACGCUCACUGGCGAAGCCAUGAAAAUGGUAAUGGCCCGCCUCUGGAAAGAAGUCCUAGCCACGAUCGAAAGUCUACUCGUCCCACCAUUAUCCGACAAACCAUCCCACCAAAAGCCGCUAACGAUGCAAGAAGUCGACAUCGUCUCACGCUGGCUCUUAUUAUUAUUAAACUUCUUCCACGCCAUCGACGACGAGUCCGGCGAAGCAGGCGGCGUCCCGAUCGACAUUCUCAAAUCCCCCAAAUACCACGAGAUCCAAAGUCUCAAUUUCUUCUACUUCGAGCCAACAGAGAAUCUAGUCCGCACAUCGGAGCGAAUGGCCUCUGCAACAGCAAGUCGCCAACAAGCGAAUCGCAACCGCGCCUCCGCACCCGCUCAUCUCGGCGCUACGGGGCCCGGGCAUGGCGGAUUGGGAAUCCCCGCUGCCCGCCGCGCAAAGAGUAUCAUGUUGUCGCGUAAUCUAGGCACCAUGAAAAAGGUCAAGGAGGAGAAGCGACGCGAGGCACAGGCUGAUCCGAAUGAUGAUAUGAUUCUGCGGAUUCUUCGCAUGAGGCCUGAGGCUGCGGGGUAUUUGCGGGAUCGUAGUCGGCAGAGGGAGAGAUUGGCUGCCUUGGCUGCGGCGGAUGCUAUUGUUAAGCAGAGCUUGAUGGCUGGGGUGGGGGGUCGGAUGAGUGGAACAAUUCCGAGACGCUGA
This is a messenger RNA of Penicillium cosmopolitanum, 4008 nucleotides long. RefSeq names its product C2 domain protein. The transcript has 6 exons. The record is from RefSeq and is a predicted model, not a curated record. Bases 1 to 4008 code for a protein of 1335 amino acids. Lineage: Eukaryota; Fungi; Ascomycota; Eurotiomycetes; Eurotiales; Aspergillaceae.